CGCAUAUCCAGCCGUUUAAUCAACUGGUGAUUUAUCCCUCCAUCUUGUUGGAUAGUUUGAAUCCCGCGGUUUUAGGUCGGGUCGCUUUUUAAGCUGCGGGGAAGUGUGUUUUUAGUAUGGAUCCGCAGGGUUGUGAACCAAUGGCGCUUGGAUCCCCAACAUCUCCAAAACCUGGCACCCAUGCCCAGUUUUUGCCAGGCUUUUUAAUGGGGGACAUACCUAUACCUACCACACCACAGCCCAGACCAUCAUUAGGCAUUAUGGAGAUGCGAUCACCGAUACUUUCACGUAGAUCUCCUCCUCAGCCUGUAGUUCCAACUCACAAAGACAAAAGUGGUGCACCCCCAGUUAGAAGCAUUUAUGAUGAAAUUCCAAGUCCUUGUCUUGGUUCCACACCUUUAACUACAAGAAAGCCAGCAGGGUUUUCUGUUUUGCAGACUCCGUUGUCUGGGGCCAUGCCAUCAACUCCAGGGACAGCUUCCAGCGUGUUUAGCCCAUCAGCUAUGGCUCACAGCAGAAAAGCCACCUUUUCACCAGCACAGCUGGAUCCCUUUUACACACAAGGUGAAGCUCUGACUUCGGAUGAUCAGCUGGAUGAUACAUGGGUUACUGUGUUUGGGUUCCCUCAAGCUUCCGCUCCUUAUAUUUUAGUACAGUUCGCUCUAUAUGGAAACAUAAUAAAACAUAAGAUGUCAAACUCUGGUAACUGGAUGCAUAUACAAUAUCAGUCCAACUUACAGGCCAGAAAAGCCCUAAGUAAAGACGGGAAAAUUUUUGGUGAAUGCAUUAUGAUUGGCGUUAAACCAUGCAUUGAUAAGAGUGUAAUGGAAAACUGUCAAAGUCAGAUGCAGUCUUCUGUCUGCACCCCAUCUGCUGGCACUCCGACACCGCUUACCCCAAAAAUAAGCUCUGCGAUGAGGCCACUUGCUGCAACUCACAAGGCAUCUACUAACAAUCAGGUAUUAGUCGACAAGCAGACUCCUCGAAAAGAUGAAAGCGUUCUAUCAAAAGCAAUGGAGUUUGUUUUUGGUUGGUAGCGGUCUGGAAGCAACUACUCCGUUCUGCUGCUACUUUGCUUUAUUUGCAAUAAAAUUAUGAACGGCAGCUCAA
Spea bombifrons (plains spadefoot toad) is the source of this 1110-nucleotide messenger RNA. It is a transcript of the gene NUP35, whose product is annotated as nucleoporin 35. Gene Ontology annotation, molecular function: phospholipid binding; single-stranded DNA binding; structural constituent of nuclear pore. The coding region runs from base 117 to 1037 and encodes 306 amino acids. The record is from RefSeq and is a predicted model, not a curated record. The transcript has 9 exons. Gene Ontology annotation, cellular component: nuclear membrane; nuclear pore central transport channel; nuclear pore nuclear basket. Gene Ontology annotation, biological process: nuclear pore organization; NLS-bearing protein import into nucleus; regulation of DNA-templated transcription. Lineage: Eukaryota; Metazoa; Chordata; Amphibia; Anura; Pelobatidae.